Molecule: messenger RNA, 972 nt
Organism: Drosophila novamexicana
Lineage: Eukaryota; Metazoa; Arthropoda; Insecta; Diptera; Drosophilidae
Product: pre-mRNA-splicing factor ISY1 homolog
Exons: 4
Coding region: 130-951 (273 amino acids)
Biological process (GO): mRNA 3'-splice site recognition; generation of catalytic spliceosome for second transesterification step
Cellular component (GO): Prp19 complex; post-mRNA release spliceosomal complex; post-spliceosomal complex
Source: RefSeq, a predicted model, not a curated record
CAGCAGUACAAUAAUCGAUGUAAAUAAUCGAAUAGAAAUCUUGUAUUUCGUGGAGAAUGGCAGUUCACGUUAUAAUUCUAUCAAUUAUCGACCAACAACCACAAUCUGGAACAUAAACAAUAAUUAAAAAUGGCAAGAAAUGCGGAAAAGGCAAUGACAACGUUGGCGCGUUGGCGAGCCGCCAAGGAAGUUGAAUCGGGUGAAAAGGAACGACGUCCUUACUUGGCUUCGGAAUGUCACAGCCUGCCCAAAUGUGAGAAGUUUCGCCUGGAGAUUAUACGUGAAAUAUCCAAGAAAGUAGCACAGAUUCAAAAUGCUGGCUUGGGCGAGUUCCGCAUACGCGACCUUAACGAUGAGAUCAACAAGCUGCUGCGCGAGAAGCGCCACUGGGAGAAUCAAAUAUCAGCGCUCGGCGGUCCACAUUACCGUCGCUAUGGCCCCAAAAUGUUUGAUGCCGAGGGCCGUGAGGUGCCGGGCAAUCGUGGCUACAAGUACUUUGGCGCGGCCAAAGAUUUGCCCGGUGUACGUGAGCUCUUCGAACAGGAUCCACCGCCUCCGCCGCGCAAAACGCGCGCCGAACUGAUGAAAGACAUUGACGCCGAAUACUAUGGUUACCGCGACGACGAGGACGGAGUCCUGAUACCGCUGGAGGAGAAGAUUGAGCGAGUCGCCCUGCAAAAGGCGGUGCAGGAGUGGCGCGACAAAAUGGCUCGCGAUGGCCGCAUUAUUGACGAGGAGGAGGAUGACGAAGAAAUCUAUCCGCUCUCAGGGCCAGCACGCGAAGCUGCCGAAGAUGCCAAAACACGUGCGGCAGAAAAUGAUCCGCUCGGUCUGCUGGCGCCACGUUUCACUGCCCAUGUACCUGUGCCCACACAACAGGAUGUGCAGGAGGCGCUGCUGCGAAAGCGCAAACAGGAGCUAUUACAAAAAUACGCAGGAGUUGCAAAUUAAUUAGAUUUUUAUAAUACAUUU